Molecule: messenger RNA, 1158 nt
Organism: Funneliformis geosporum
Lineage: Eukaryota; Fungi; Glomeromycota; Glomeromycetes; Glomerales; Glomeraceae
Source: the annotation of a GenBank genome assembly
AUGGAUUCUAAUUCGGAUUUUGUAAAAUGCUUUGAUUGUGGAAACGUACGAAGUAGCACAAGAUGGUGUAAAGAUUGUGAAUGUAAUGCCUUUAAAGAAAAUUUUAGAAACUGGGCAAGUGGUAAUCUUAUUGUUGAUAAUUUUAUUAAAUAUACUCAAUUAAAUACGACAGGAAAUGUAGAUUAUUUAGAAUAUAUAGAUUUCGAUCAAUUUGAAUUUAUGAAAAAAAUAAACAAAGGUGGGGAUUUUGGUACAAUUUAUUCAGCAACUUGGAUGAAAGGUCCUCGAAGGAUUUGGGAUGAAGAUGCCGAGCAAUGGACACGAAAUGGGCCUAUAAAAGUUGCUCUAGCGAGACUUCAUGAUUCACAAAAUAUAAAUGAAAAAUAUUUGAAACAACUAUAUGAAUAUCAAUAUAGUUUACAUGAGAGUCUUGACUCUUUUGGAAUAACUUUAGAUCUUACUUCAAAUUACAUGUUAGUUAUGAAAUACCAUGAAUACUAUGAAAAUAGAGACUUAUAUUCAUUUCUUGAUGAAACUCAACAAAUGAUUUGUUGGAAAGACGUUGUUUUAAUACUUUGGCAAAUAUCUGGAAGAAUUGUGCAUUAUCAUGAAAAAGGAUUGAUUCAUGGAAAUAUUCAUGGAGGCAAUAUCUUGGUUGAAGUUAUACAAGGUUCGUUUGGAAACAUUGAUAUCCCAGAUAUUGAGCCUUAUUCUAUAAAUAAGGAAAAUUCAAACGAAAUAUAUGGAGUUCUUCCUUAUGUUGCUCCCGAAAUCUUGCAAGGAAAACCGUUAACAGAGUCCGUAGACAUUUAUAGUUUUGGAAUGAUCAUGUGGACCCUUUCUGCAGGGGUUCUUCCAUGGUGUAAUAGACCACAUGAUUCGAAUUUGGCCAGUCAAAUUUGUUCCGGUCUUCGUCCUGAAAUAAGAACUCCAAACGUUUAUACUCAAUUAAUGACAAGAUGUUGGGAUUCUGACCCCUCAAGUCGUCCAACUACAUCUGAAUUAAAUGAUGAGUUAGAAACUUGGUUAAGCGCGAUUGAUGACCCUAAUCCAUCGGAAUUAUCUGAAGAGCUUUCAAAUUUGAAGAAAAGCAAAUUUGAUCAACAAGAAAUCCAUUCUGAAGCUUUUUAUACAAGCAGAAUGUUGUCUUUUCUUUAG